CAAAACAAACCAAACAACGACCGCCUCCUGCGCAGCUCCUCUCUAUCCUUGAUGUCGUUGGAUCAUCAUCCGUCAGAUACCCCAGAAGAAUCUUGCCAUCUCUCACUCGCAGCUGCAAGAAACAUCUAGUCAUCGCUUCACAACGGCUGUCGAAAUGGGCGAGCUCGCCGACUACCUCGUCCAGCACGAUGCCAACUUCCGCAAAUCCCGCCUCCCCGCGCUCUACUCCGACUUCCGCUCCCAAAAGACGCUGAACCCGGAUGGCUACCAGGCCAACAUCUCGGCCUGGCUGCUCGCCCUCGCGCGCCUCGCCUCCGAGGGCCUCCUCGCCCGCCAGGGCUCUCAGCCCAGCGCGCUCGUCUUCGAUCUCGACGAAUCCCUCCGCAAGUCCCUCGCCAGCAAGCAAUUCGGCCAGCCGCUGGCCCUCGGCGCCGUCAUCAACGAGGCGCUGGCCCAAAAGGACCUGAUCCCGCUGCAGACCUUUCUGCACUCGAACCACAACAUAUAUCAGCACAGCUGGUCGCAGAUCCCGUGGGAUGUGAUGGGCUGGACGCUGCGGCAGUUGGGCGUGGUUGAUCCGGCAAGGGGAGAGGACAGGAUACCCAAGGGCAACUAUGUCGUCAUGAAGAAUGUCGAGGCGGCGAGUCGCGAGCUGGGGGAGGUUAUUGGUGAUACCGCGCCGAGAUAUGAUCGGGUCUUUACGAGAGGCCAGUUUCAGGCACUGUUCGCAGCGGUGCUGGGCCAGGACCAGCGGCUGUCCGAUACAGAUACCGACGUGUUGCUCAAAUUCUUGUCUCGAGACAAAGACAUGAUUGAGUACGACGGCCAGACCGUGCGCAUCCGAGCGAGCGGCGAAGCAAGAGGAAUCACGCAAGAGGAUUCGUCAAUGGCGUCUAUAAAGGAGCUGAUGGGCAGCUUGGAGCAUCAAAUCGAUCUGCUUAACAAGAGAAUCGACGAGCAGGACCAAGAAGCCAGAAACGCCGUCCUGCGCAAGAACCGCGUCGCCGCCCUAGCCGCCCUCAAGGCGAAGAAACGAGCCGAAUCAUACCUGACCGCGCGCUACGCAACGCUCAACCAGCUGGAAACAGUAGCCACGAAACUGCAGCAGGCCUCUGACCAAGUCCAGCUCGUCAAGGUCAUGGAGUCGUCCGCCAGCGCGCUCGAGAACCUCAAUGCCCAGCUCGGCGGCGUGGACAAGGUCGAAAGCACAAUGGACCGUCUCAGGGAGGAGAUGAGUGCCACAGACGAGCUGUCGGCCAUCUUGGCUGAGCCCACGGGCAUGGUCGUGGACGAGGAGGAGAUUGAUGAGGAGCUGGAGGCGCUGGAAAAGGAGCAGAAGAAGGAGGAGGAGGAGAAGCAGCGCGCCAGAGAAGAGAAGCAGCGCAGCAGAGAAGAAGAGCAGGGAGCUGUCAAGGCUAUGAAGGCGCUGAACGAGCUUCCGGCUGUUCCCACGGGAGACGAGCCCGAGCGCGUAGGAUCGCCGACGAAGGAGACGGGAAUUGCGAAUCUGACGCUCGAUGGUUGAAGAGACUGGGAAUGGUGGGGUGCUUGAACAGCAGGCGAGAUUCGGGAGGUGAACAUGAGCUGGCGAUGUCAUC
Trichoderma reesei QM6a is the source of this 1598-nucleotide messenger RNA. RefSeq lists its product as uncharacterized. NCBI's taxonomy places the organism in Eukaryota, Fungi, Ascomycota, Sordariomycetes, Hypocreales, Hypocreaceae. Gene Ontology annotation, biological process: late endosome to vacuole transport via multivesicular body sorting pathway; vesicle budding from membrane. Bases 155 to 1525 code for a protein of 456 amino acids. The transcript has 2 exons. The record is from RefSeq and is a predicted model, not a curated record. Gene Ontology annotation, cellular component: ESCRT III complex; cytoplasmic side of plasma membrane; multivesicular body.